GAGAGAGGGAGAGCGAGAGAGAGGGAGCGAGCGAGAGAGGGAGCGAGCGAGAGAGAGGGAGAGAGAGAGUCAGCUACAGAGGUGGUGUGAGUGAAGAAGAAAUUGAAGGAGAGAGAGAUGACAAAAUAUCAAAAGAUAGAAAGCACACUGUACCAUGCGAGCUAAAUUGGUGAGCGAUGUGAUCGAGGAUGUUGGAUUAAUGGUGACCACCACAGCCCGUUUUCGCAGAGGAAGCCUUUCUAUUGCAACUUGGCUCCAGAGGCUCCGCGGGGAAACAUGGCCGAAGGAGGGGCGGGCAAAGGUGUCGGUGAAGACCCCGACAAGUCCCCCGAGCGAGGGGAGAGAGGCGGUCCACAGAGCGUGUCAGGGGCAGGCUUCUGCAAAUGGUUCAACGUGCGGAUGGGCUUCGGGUUUAUCUCCAUGACUAGCAGCGAGGGGAGCCUCGUCGAGCCUCCUUUGGACGUCUUCGUCCACCAAAGUAAGCUAGUGAUGGACGGGUUCCGCAGCCUGAAGGAGGGCGAGCAGGUGGAGUUCACCUACAAGAAGUCCUCCAAGGGCCUGGAGUCCCUGCGGGUGACGGGGCCCGGCGGGGGGCCCUGCGCCGGCAGCGAGAGGAGACCCAAGGGGAAGGUCCUACUGCAGAAACGCAAACCAAAGGGAGACCGCUGUUACAACUGUGGCGGCCUGGACCACCACGCCAAGGAGUGCGGGCUGCCCCCCCAGCCAAAGAAGUGCCACUACUGCCAGAGCAUCGCCCACAUGGUGGCCCUGUGUCCCCACAAGGCGGCGGCGCCGGCCCCCGGAUCUCAGGAUGAACACGCCUCUACCUCGGCCCCGCCCGGGGGCCAGGAGGAGGAGCAACAGGAGGAGCAGCAGGAGGAGCAGCAGGAGGAGCAGCGGGCCAGGGGCGAGGAGGGCCACCGCCCCGGCUCCUCCUUGCGAGGAGGCGUCUCCUCCACCUCCACCUCCUCCUCCUCCUCCCACUCCUACUCUCCGGAGGGGGCUCCGGGCGUGCGGCCGCGCCCCGCCACCAGCCGAAGACGCAAGAAAUCCUGAAUAUGCCCAAAAAGCAUACACCCCCCCCCCCCCCC
Molecule: messenger RNA, 1091 nt
Organism: Gadus morhua (Atlantic cod)
Lineage: Eukaryota; Metazoa; Chordata; Actinopteri; Gadiformes; Gadidae
Gene: lin28b
Product: lin-28 homolog B (C. elegans)
Exons: 4
Coding region: 277-1056 (259 amino acids)
Biological process (GO): pre-miRNA processing
Cellular component (GO): cytoplasm; nucleus
Molecular function (GO): zinc ion binding; mRNA binding
Source: RefSeq, a predicted model, not a curated record